Molecule: messenger RNA, 987 nt
Organism: Phasianus colchicus (ring-necked pheasant)
Lineage: Eukaryota; Metazoa; Chordata; Aves; Galliformes; Phasianidae
Source: RefSeq, a predicted model, not a curated record
AUGGGGGUGUGGGGCGGCACUGCUGUUCCCCCAGACGAAAUCGCUGCUCUGCAUCCUUGUGCCAGGAACCAGAAUGAGCUGGCGUGGACGGUGGUGGUGGGUGACCACGAACUGGGCAAGGCGGACCCCGGGGAGCGGGAGGUGCCUGUGCGACGCAUCGUGCCUCACCCCAAGGUUGGUGGAGGUGGGCACUCCCAGGUCAUUCCUAUGCUCCCCAUAACUCCUCACCUACACUCCCUUCACCUCCCUCAGUUCAACCCCAAGACGUUUCAUGGGGACCUGGCGCUGCUGGAGCUGGCGGAGCCGCUGGCACCAUCGGGCACCGUGAGCCCCGUGUGCCUGCCCAGUGGUACCACCGAGCCCAGCCCCGGCACCCCCUGCCGCAUUGCGGGGUGGGGGUCCCUGUAUGAAGGUAGGUGCCACCUAGCACCCAUGGGGUCUGUGCUUGGUGUUGAGCCACCAAGCCAAAGGAGCAAAAAGAAGAGGGUGUGGGCACCCCAAGCAUGGGAUACCCAUAAUGGGCACCUUGCCUGGCAGAGGGGCCAUCGGCCGAGGCAGUACCCUGGGCAUGGGGUGAGCACACAGCCCUGUCUGCUUGGACUGAUGUGCAGAUGUCCCCCCCAGGGUGACUCGGGUGGUCCGCUGGUGUGCCAGGACCCCUCCUCGCACCGCUUUGUCCUCUAUGGCAUCACCUCUUGGGGUGAUGGCUGUGGUGAGCGGGGCAAACCGGGUGUCUACACUCGCGUGGCUGCCUUUGCCGACUGGCUCAGCCUGCAGAUGGACUCUGUUCCUGGCAGCCGGGAGCCAAGCUGCUUUGACCUGCUGGCCCUGUCCCAGCUGCCCCCUGAGCAGCAGCCCCUCGAGCACACCCGUCUCUGCUCCUUCUAUGCGGGGUCCUGCCGGGCUGCCCCAGGCCGAGCCAGCUGCACCCACCUUGCCGAUGAGACGUGCCGUGCCCGGAUGAGGCGAUGCGGUGAGAUGAAGUGA